Messenger RNA from Chlorella variabilis, 1203 nucleotides. RefSeq lists its product as hypothetical. Gene Ontology annotation, molecular function: ATP binding; DNA translocase activity; ATP-dependent chromatin remodeler activity. Lineage: Eukaryota; Viridiplantae; Chlorophyta; Trebouxiophyceae; Chlorellales; Chlorellaceae. The coding region runs from base 1 to 1203 and encodes 400 amino acids. The transcript is spliced from 8 exons. The record is from RefSeq and is a predicted model, not a curated record. Gene Ontology annotation, cellular component: nucleus. Gene Ontology annotation, biological process: double-strand break repair via homologous recombination; reciprocal meiotic recombination.
AUGGCGGACCAGGAUGCUACAACCGAGGCGUCAAAAGAGAAUGCUGCGCAGCCAGCGCUCAAGGCGCCGUCGUUGGGCCUCAAGCGCAGGGCCUUCAACGCGCCGGCUUUUGUGAAGAAGCCCGCCCUGGCCGCGCCUGGCAGCAGCAAGCCCGCCGCGCCCCGCCCCGCUGCCUCGGCUGCCGCCGCCUCCCAUGCGGCAGUCGUCGCAGCCGCGGGGCCCUCCACUGCAGCCGUGGCCGACAGUGAGGCUCGCUACUUCACGGUGCUCUACUGCAAGUACCAGCCCAACAAGAAGCUGCGGAAGAACAAGAGCUUCGCAGAUGGCAUCCUGGAGGUGGCCGCCGACUCAAAGCGUGCGACGCUGCUGGACGGCGAGGGCAAGCAGGUGGGCGUUAGCGUGCUGCGUGGGGUCAACGUGGCGGCCAUGGGCGCCGGCAGCAGCGUGGUGGUGGGGCAGUGGGAGGUGGAGGUGGAGGAGGCCGCCGACGCCGACAAGUUCAAGAGUGGCGAGUUGUUCCUGAAGCCCACCGCUGCGGCGCUGCUUGCCGCUGCGCCCAUGGCACCCGCCAACAGGCCGCCUGGUGCCGGCUUCAGGCCCCCUGUCGGAGGCGCCUUCAAGCGGCCUGGCCUGGCCUGCGGCAGCGCAGCGGCAGGGGCGGCGGCGGCGGCCGCCAGCGAGCCGGUGCCGCCGCGCUGGCUGCACGACCCUCACGCCGACGGCGCCUUCGUGCUCAACCGCCAGCAGUGGGCGGGCGGCAAGGGCCAGCUGGCGCGCGGCAGGCUGGUGUGCCCUGUGGUGGUGGACUCCUACAUCGGCAGGCACCUGAGGCCCCACCAGGUGGAGGGUGUGCAGUUCUUGUAUGAAGCCACCAUGGGCCUGCGCUCCCCCGGCAUGCACGGCUGCAUCCUGGCCGAUGAGAUGGGCCUGGGCAAGACGCUGCAGGUGCUGGCGCUGGUUUGGACUCUUCUCAAGCAGGGCCCCGAGGGCCGCCCCGCGGUACGCAAGGCGGUGGUGGUCACCCCCAGCAGCCUGACCCAGAACUGGAGCGAGGAGGCGCGCAAGUGGCUGGGGGAUGAGCGCAUGCGUGUCAUGGUGCUGGACUUCAAGCACGGCCGCACGGUGUCGGUGGCGGCGGUGUCGUACGAGACGCUGCGCAAGCACGCCGCUGACCUGGCGGGCUGCGUGGACCUGCUGGUGUAA